Messenger RNA from Grosmannia clavigera kw1407, 900 nucleotides. RefSeq lists its product as uncharacterized. Bases 1 to 900 code for a protein of 299 amino acids. The record is from RefSeq and is a predicted model, not a curated record. The transcript is spliced from 2 exons. Lineage: Eukaryota; Fungi; Ascomycota; Sordariomycetes; Ophiostomatales; Ophiostomataceae.
AUGGAAGACGGAAUCAUUCAGCAGAUCAUGAAGUCGGGCAAGCGCGAGGGCGCGUACUACGAGACCGUGCCGACGACGAUCCCUCCCGAGACCCGUCGGCUAUUCGAAGAGUACGUUGGGACGGCAGCGGAUGACGUGAUUCCGUACCUGGCCGAGUUUCGUGACCGCCUCUGGGACGUGUAUCCAUGGCCGUGUGUGGGCCAGUUCAAGUUCGUCUCGCUCACGCUGUACCGGCAGCCGUCGUACGGCCGGAUCUGCGACAUUGUCCGCCGCGGCGGCCGCUUCCUGGACAUUGGAUGUGCAGCCGGCCAGGACCUGCGGUACCUGAUGCUAGAUGCAGCCGCGGGCCAGACGGAUGGGGCCGGAAACCCGCUGACGCCGUCUGCGCUGUCGGCCAACUCGUUUGGCCUCGACCGCAUGGCCGGUUACAUCGAGACGGCCUACGACUUCUUCCGCGACCGUGACCGGCUGCAGACGCGCUUCAUCGUGGCCGACCUGUUCGACCGUCGAGCGGACGGCCCGGUCGAGCCGUUGUUGCGCGGAUCCGUCGACGUGCUGCACGCUGGCAUGAUCGUGCACGUCUGGGACCUUCCGGGCCAGCACAGGGCCUGCGAGCGCAUCGUCGAGCUGCUGGCGCCGCGGCCUGGCGUCAUCGCUGUCGGCAACAACGUGGCCCGCCUCGAGGGCAAGGCCGGCGACUACAUCGGCCCCGAGGGCACCAUCAUGUACAAGCACGACGCAGCCAGCUUCCGCGCCAUGUGGGCAGAAGUGGGCGUCCGCACCGGCACCCGCUGGGAGGUCCGCACCCACAAUGACCCCGUCGUCGGUCUCAACGGCGAGACCGCCCACUGGAUCGACCCCGACACCAGCCGGCUGUACUGGGAGGUGGAGCGGCUGUAG